Molecule: messenger RNA, 2836 nt
Organism: Drosophila eugracilis
Lineage: Eukaryota; Metazoa; Arthropoda; Insecta; Diptera; Drosophilidae
Gene: Tango6
Product: transport and Golgi organization protein 6
Exons: 3
Coding region: 59-2824 (921 amino acids)
Biological process (GO): protein secretion
Source: RefSeq, a predicted model, not a curated record
UAAACACUCAUCUCCAACACAUGUUCAUUUUGCCAACCUUUGAUUAGCUGUGAUAAGUAUGAUAAAUACAGUCAAAUACUUUGCUCUUUUAGAGAGUUUAAAGUUUAAUAAAGCACUAGCAAAUAAUGCAGAAAACUCCGAGACUCUUAACACCGUGGAAAAUAACCUUCUUGUUUUUGAAAAAUAUGCCAAACUUGAUGUUUAUCAGCAGUUGCAUGAAUUAUGCGACGAAUAUCAUUUAACAAUCAAACAGGAAACCAGUAUAGUUUCCGGAAUUGAACCCAUUAUUUCGUACAUAGUGAGACUGCAACAUGUUCUGCAUUCGAUCACGAAAAACAUUAAUUUCCAUAGCGACGCCAAGGAGGAUCUUAUAUCGGUAGCGCACCUCAAACUUUGCAUCCAAGCUACUCAGGAGUUAUCCUAUUAUUCACUUCGAUGUCAACUGCAUGAUGAUUUCUAUAAGUCCCCCAUUUUUCAUGAAGCGCAAGGGAAAGUUAAGUCCAAUCUUUCCUUGUUACUUUUAAGCAUUCAAUUUUUUGUAAGUAUACUGCCUAUCCGGCAGUUUCACAUAGCUAACUCCAUGGAGCUGGUACAAAGGGAUCUUUUGGCGGCCAUCAUGAGUCUACGUGUUCACGAUGAUUCUACCCACCUGGAUAAUGCUUUAUCCUACCUCUGGCAACAUGAAUCAAAAUCAGAUUUCUUCCGCCACAUCUUGCUUUUAAAAGCUACACCUCUCUGCACUCCGUUGGCUAAAUUGUUGCACCAUCAACUUCUAGGAAAGUUAAACUCCCCCCAAGGAUUUGCCAGUUUUGUGGAUGCACUUCAACAAACUCCUAAUGUGAGUCCUACAAGAAAUGCGGAAAUAGUUGCUAGUAUUGUGGCUAGGAAAGGGUUCUCGCCACUUGCCCAAGAGAAGAUGAUUCUUCAAGUGCUGGAGUAUUGUAAAUUCUAUCUUCAGGAUGUGGACAAAAUGUGUCCCGGUGUCCUAUCCCUUAGAAGACUAUACGAUUUAAAUGAUACAAAUCAAAAGCAAAUAGAAGAGAUAUUAUCCAGUCACUGGGAAACGCUUAUAAACCCAGAAGAUGUUAUUAGUGGCCUUAUUCUAAUGGAUCACCAGGAAAUCUGCAAUCGCAUCCUCUUGUGGCACAAACUUUUCUGUUCGUCUAGCGUGGCUUGCUUGCCCAGUAUCCUAAUAAUUCCCUACCUUCCUUUGCUCCUCCAACUUUAUGAUAGCUUACCUUUGGAAUUACCCGCAUCAUCGCAACUUUCUGGCAUCAUCUGUCGUUGUCUGGAUAACAGAGAGAGUGACAAAGAAUUGCCUUAUAUACUUAAAAGGUUGUUUACAUGGAAAGUUAAAGAAGAACCUCCUUGGAAAUGUUUUCACCAACGCAUUCUCAUUCUGCCUUCCACGAACUCAAAACAAAUUCAAGUUAAAGUCGCUCAUAUGGAUCACCAAGUGGAUCAUGAUAUCAGCAGGAUAUUGCCUGGACUGCUUAUAUCCAGUUCUCAUCAUUCACUCACCUGUAAUGUUUUCCUGGCUCUUUUAAGCUUCAUGGGUAACGAGUUACAGCAGAAGUCUUCAGCGAGUGUAGAUUUUAUUUCAUCGGAAACGGAGCUCAAAGACUUUUUGCACACCAAGUACCAACUAAAGCUGAAUUUACUUAUUGCCCUUAACCAAAUGGUUUCCCACCAACCGUUGAGAGCUCAACUUGCCUUGCAUACCAAGGAGUUCUUGUUUAUACUAAAAACAUUUUUGCUUCACCGAUCUGGUGACACGGAAACAACGGACCAUAUCGUACUCCUCGUACUUAACCUAUUUCAGGAACUUCUUGAGGGUAGUGAGGAUCUUCGGAUGUCAGAGGGCAGCAAAGAACUCAAAAAACAACUGGAGCACUUAGGUUCUCACUCCUCCAACUCUCUCAUACAGGAAUCUGUAAGAGCAUUGCUUAAAAUAAUCGAAGGAACAUGGAAACCAAGCGAAGCUCUCAGAGUGCAACCAUUUCAAAAAGCUCGGUCCCUGAUAGAAGAAAAGCAAUCCCAUCUUCAGGUAUACGGCAUUCAGUUGAUGAUGGAGUUGCUUAAGAAGAAAGAUCCAGCAACUAUGUCGCAGGGUCAUCUUAUAAUAGCUUUAGCUCUGACCACUCUUAAGGAGAAGGAAUCCUAUACUUUCCUUAAUUGUGUUCGGCUUUUUGUUUCGCUUGUUUAUGUUAUGGAGUCAGAAGUCUUGGACAAGCUAAGUGAAGAAUACCUCUCAGAGACGGCGGAAUUGGACUACCGUCUGGUAGUGGGGGAAGCUCUACUAAAAGUAGCUCAGGAGUUAGGUCCACUUUGCUAUCGGUACAAGGCUGUUCUCCUUAAUUGCUUCAUGCAGGGAACCCGGUCUCCUGUUAACGAAUUCCGAAUGUCAGCAUUCGCUAAUCUCGCCCAGCUUUGUCGACUGUUGGCCUAUCAAGUGCAGAACUUCUUCCAGGAGCUUCUCCAACUGGUGAAUAAUGAAUUAACAACCGGUAGCUAUGUGCCCGCUAAGCGAGCAGCUGUCUUGGUCUUAACUGAACUAUUAAAUGGAAUGGAGAAUCUACUGGACUAUCAAGAAAUGCUUCUACCCAUUUAUCGACUUUUAAGAGCCAUCGAAGCGGAGGAGUCAUGUGACUCACAAAUGAGACUGCAUGCUGCCAAUGGGCUGAAAAUAUUAAAUGCGAAGUGUCGAAAUAUGAUUCAAUCCAGCUUGGCGGAGAUAUCGUUACAAAAACAGAUUAAGGUACUGGGCAUCAAAGACGAUGUUUCUUCUCAAAGGAAAAACAGCCACAUUCUUGAGCUGAAUUAAAGUUUAAUUUAU